Messenger RNA from Eruca vesicaria subsp. sativa (arugula), 504 nucleotides. Lineage: Eukaryota; Viridiplantae; Streptophyta; Magnoliopsida; Brassicales; Brassicaceae. The record is from the annotation of a GenBank genome assembly.
AUGCACUCUUUUGGGUAUAGAGCGAAUGCUCUGCUCACGUUCGCUGUAACGAUACUUGCCUUCAUCUGCGCGAUUGCUUCCUUCUCUGAUAACUUCAGUAACCAAACACCCUCUGCUCAGAUCCAGAUAUUGAACAUCAAUUGGUUCCAGAAGCAACCCCAUGGUAAUGAUGAGGUCAGCUUGACACUGAAUAUAACAGCGGACUUGCAGUCACUAUUUACUUGGAACACGAAGCAGGUGUUCGCUUUUGUAGCUGCAGAGUAUAAAACCUCCCAGAAUUCCCUGAAUCAGGUUUCUCUAUGGGAUGCCAUAAUAGGCGAGAAAGAGCAUGCCAAGUUCUGGAUACAAAUAUCAAAUAAGUACCGUUUCAUCGAUCAGGGACACAACCUUCGAGGGAAAGACUUCAACUUGACACUGCACUGGCAUGUUAUGCCCAAGACUGGCAAAAUGUUUGCUGACAAAAUAGUAAUGUCUGGUUAUCGUUUACCCGAUGCAUACAGAUGA